Aureobasidium melanogenum CBS 110374 is the source of this 3402-nucleotide messenger RNA. RefSeq lists its product as uncharacterized. The record is from RefSeq and is a predicted model, not a curated record. Gene Ontology annotation, biological process: regulation of transcription by RNA polymerase II. The coding region runs from base 1 to 3402 and encodes 1133 amino acids. NCBI's taxonomy places the organism in Eukaryota, Fungi, Ascomycota, Dothideomycetes, Dothideales, Saccotheciaceae. The transcript is spliced from 3 exons.
AUGGCUGCCCCCGAAUCGUCUCCUCGCCGGCCCACGCGCACCCCUGCGAGACCUCGCGCUGCUUCAUCACAGAUCAUGGAUUCUGAACCUCCUUUGAAAAAGAGAAGAUACGUUCCUGGUGGACCUGGGGGUGGUGGCCGUUGGGUCGACGAAGAAGGCAACGAGACAACAGGCCCUCCUAGUUCUGUGCGCCGACACCGAUCUGUCCUGACUGGAGAUGAUGAUGGGGACAUGUCAAGUCCAAGAACUGUUCGCCGCCCGCCUCCAUCCACACGUCCGCGCAGAGACCGAGAUCGCAACCGUGAUCGCCGACCAACUGCAACCCCCCGACCCCGUUACAGCAGCGCCGCAGCUGCAGCCGCCGCAAGCCAAGCCAGCGAUGGAUACAAACCGCGAGAAGAAAGAAGCUGGGAAGAGUUUCAUCCGAACCUUGAUGUUGACCAAGGCCUCAUUCUGUUCACAGCCGACCAUGUAGACGGCCGGAACGUAGACACACUCAUGGCCGAGAACGAUGUACCCCCUCCGGUAGCCUCAUUUGUGGCGAUGGAGACUCCAAUCAAGCGCAAGCCUGGCCGACCUCCGAAGCGCCCAGAAAGCAUGCUCUCUGGCCUUGGCUCACCACCAGCUCCUCGCAUCUUGCCCCUGCCCACGCACAACCCCAAGGAACGCCUCAACCUACCCAAGCCAGCAUACCGCACCGUCGACACAUUCGCUCAAUAUGAGCAACAAGGUUCAAAUCAAAGAAACUAUGUCGACAAGUCCAUGGCCCAUGUUGGCUACCAAGAAGGCGACCGCUUCGAUAUACCAAAACAGAUCCUGAUUCGCCAUGUCGAAGGCCCCUACGAUGACGACAGUAUCUCAGGCCUCGUUGUCAAAUCUGACAAGAUCGAAGACGCACGGCCGCCGGUUGUCUUCAAUGUCGAGUACGACAUGGAUGAACAAGACGAACGAUGGCUCGAGAUGCACAAUGCUCAUCGCAAGGAGGAACAGGCUGAGCCCAUCAAACCCGCUUUGUUCGAGAUCACCAUGACUCAAAUUGAGCGUGAAUACUACGCUCUCGAGAAGAAGAUCCCGAAACCAAAUCCGAGACACGCUCAAAUCACAAGGCCCCGUUCGAGUUCGGCCGCAGCAGUCAACGGAGAGCCUAGCGGACCUGCUGAUGAGCCCGACACUAAAUGUGCUGUAUGCGACGAUGGUGACUGUGAGAAUGCCAACGCCAUCAUCUUUUGCGACGGCUGUGACUUGGCUGUUCAUCAGGAGUGUUACGGAGUACCUUUCAUUCCUGAAGGCCAGUGGUUCUGUCGAAAAUGCAAGGAAAUCGGCCGCGGUACCCCUACUUGUAUCUUCUGUCCAAAUGUGGAUGGCGCCUUCAAGCAGACUAAUACGAUGCGUUGGUCCCAUCUGCUUUGCGCCCUAUGGAUUCCAGAAAUCACCAUCGCCAACAUGACCUUCAUGGAACCGAUUACCGACGUCGAAAAAGUGCCUCAAAGUCGCUGGAGACUGAAAUGUUAUCUUUGCCAACAGAACAUGGGUGCUUGUAUUCAAUGUGGCAACAAGGCCUGUUAUUCGGCAUUCCAUGUCACAUGCGCCAGACGGGCCAAGCUCUUUCUAAGAAUGAAGUCCACUCACUCUGGAGGUAUUGAUGCUUCCGUUCUCAAGGCCUUCUGCGACAAACACGUCCCUCAAGAUUGGCGCAAUGAACAUGAUGUUGAUACUGCUGUCGCAGAAGCCAAGCGCUACUACAGACACACGAUGAAGAAUAGAAAAUGGGCUGACAGCUCCAGUACUGGAAACGUCGUAACCUCCGCGGCUCAGCCAGAUUCGACCGCAGAUAACGUGGACGAGCUAGGUCAUGCUGACGAUACUAUCGUUGUUGCUGCGAACAAGCGCAAGAAAGCUCAACCUCAAAAAGUUGGUUGGCGUUUGCCAUCAGGCGCACCCGUUGUUCCUGCUGUUGUUUUCAACACGGUGGAUAAUUCGCUUGGACGAUUCGCGCUCAGAAAGCGAAAAGAGUUUGUUACUGAGGCUUGCAAAUACUGGACACUCAAGAGAGAAGCUCGCAAAGGUGCCGCUCUGCUGAAACGCCUCCAACUAUCACUGGAGUCUUUCUCUCCCAUGGAAAUCACUCGUCGCAACUUUUCAGGCAUGGGUGCUGCUGGCAGACCACGCUUGCUUCGAAGAAUCGAGUUCGGUGACAUCCUUAGUGAGGAUGUGGACAAGCUGGAACAUCUCAUCUCCAACAUCCGUCAACGCGAAGAGUUGAGCCUUGUCGAUACUACUGAAGUCCUCAAGAGUCUCAUCGACAAUGUUUACUUCCCCAUCAUCCCGCUGCUUCGCCCAAUUCUUCAACGAGCACAAAAACUCGACGAGAAGAGCGGUUUCUUCAAAGAAGGAUUCGAAGAGCUUGAGCGAAAACUGUCCGAACGACAAUACAUCUCGGUCGCCGAGUUUUCUAAUGACAUCUUGACAGUGUUGUCAAGCGACAACACAAGAUCUGACAAGAAUGUCACUGAGCUUCAUGAUGCACCAGAUGUGCAGCAGCAACUCGACGAUCCUGUCGACACUCCAGAACAUAGGGCUUUGACACCGGAACAAAAAGAGCUUAAGAAGAUCCGAAAACGUAUAAUCAAACCUGUCAGAGAACUUUUGGAGAAGGCAUCGGCUCGAGAAGCAGAACUUAAAUACCAACGGCGUUCUGCCGACUACAAAAAUGGCGACAAUAUAUCACCAGACACAAGUGUCUCUGCAGUUGCGGGCGCAUCUCCAAGCCGAGCCAACGGUCGAGCCGAUGAAGAUGUUGACAUGGUAGAUGGUGAUGACGAUGACGCUGACGCGGAAGGCGAACCAGAUGAAGAGGUUAAUACUGCUGCACACGCUAUGGUCGAUACCGGGGCCAUACAUACAAAGGGAGCUCCGUUCAAACCUAUGCAGCCUCUGUCGCCCCCAAAUUCGACGUCAAGUGUCGCUAACACCAACAACAUCGUCGAAACUAUCCAUCACCACAACCAAGAAGUUGCACCGACCCAUGCGGCUGCAAACGAUCCAUGGGCCCAAGGCGGGGUACCAUGGUAUCUUGAACUCUUCGACAUAGACGGCACAACGAUACACGAGGAACGUUGGUCAGGCCGUGACGCCAUGUCAGAAGAACUUACCGACCUGGACGAAGAGGAAGUAGCCGUUCUUUGCGAUAAGCCCAGCGCUUCCGUUGAGGCGGACGACAAUGCCAAAAGCCGAACCAGAAGCUCGGCUCGAAUCAAGCGCGCUGAAGAAAACAGCACCACUUCGAACGAAGAAGAAAAUGCUCCGGCAGAAGUACAACAGACUGAAGAGCAAAGAGCAGAGAGGGAACGAAAGGACAAGGCGAAUGCGAGACGCAGAGCCCAGAGAAGGCGUAAGUGGUGA